Molecule: messenger RNA, 684 nt
Organism: Schizophyllum commune H4-8
Lineage: Eukaryota; Fungi; Basidiomycota; Agaricomycetes; Agaricales; Schizophyllaceae
Exons: 1
Source: RefSeq, a predicted model, not a curated record
AUGACCGAUAAGGACGAUGAGGAUGAUGAGGACGAGUCGGACAGCAGCGAGGACGACUCUGACUCCAACGCGGUGGUCAAUUUGAACGACGACGACCCGCCGCUUAUCCCUUACGGACUCACUGCGCCAACCGUUCAGUCGAGCAUCAAGUCGACGGAUAUACCCUCCUGGGACGGUGACAAGUCCACUGCGAUCGAGUACAUGGCGACCGUCUACGAGCUGGCGAACAGCGGAGGCUAUCUCAACGAAGCGGUGGGGUUCUGGCUAUGGACCAAGCUGGAGCGUAAUUCACCGGUGUGGAAGUGGUAUAUGACGCUCUCCGACGCCCUCAAAAGGAAUAUGAAGCGAAAUGCUCGCCAGUUCAUGAGCGUCGUCCAGAGCGGGUACCUAGGCACGAAGUGGAUCCGGAACUUGGCUACCGAAUUCCACUUCAACUCGUUCCGCGAACCAAAGCACCGCUUCGAGACGCCCAGCCAGUUCAUUUAUCGCCACAUCCUGGCGUCGCGAGCGCUCGCAUUCGCCCAGAUGAACUCAAGACAGGAAGUAAAGUUGAUUUUGAGUGCGGCGCCCGCGAGUUGGAGCAUCAUCCUGGUCCCCUCGUCGAUAAAAUCAACCGAUGUCCUCACCAACCGAGUCCUGGAGUUCGAGGACGAGCUGUCCACCGCGUCGCGUGCCUCGAGCAGC